AUGGGCAAAAUACAAGAGGCAGCGAAUGCGCAGGAUCUUGACGAGGAGACCACGUUGCUAGAAGACGGCGUGCCUACCGCGGACCAAAUGUUCAAAGCUCGAUUGAAGCAGUUCGAAUAUACUGCGACUACGUCCAAUACCAGUCUGCAGCGACGCUCUCCUCGACUUGCCGGUUGGCAGUCCUCCGCCCCGGCUAGUCCGGUCAGCAAUUCCUCGUCACCGAGAAAACGCAACCGUUUGCAUUCGCAGCCAUCGAAUGGCGGAGAUGAGAGCGAAGACGAGGAUGCAGAGUCGGUCAUGGGAAGUCCAAACACUAAGCAUACAGCCUUGAUACCCAGGUCGAAGAAGAGACGGAGCACCACGAAAGAACGAUCCGCGGGUGAUCCAUACAGUCCGGACAACAAACUGGUGGACAGCCUCCGACCGGGCCUGAUAUUGGUGUUCGUUGGCCUGAACCCCGGACUCAUGACAGCAGCGACUGGCCACGCUUAUGCGCAUCCAUCCAACAGGUUCUGGCAUAUUGUCCAUGCUAGUGGCAUCACGCCGAAAAAGCAUGAUCCCUCCGAAACACGAGAUCUGAUGGAUAUGUACCAGAUUGGAAACACGAAUAUAUGUGCCCGGCCAACCAGAAGUGGUGACGGUUUGAGCAAACUAGAGCUUGAACAGGGUGCCUUAAUCCUGGAUGAAAAGAUUGCCAAAUAUCGCCCGGAAGCGGUAGCAAUUGUGGGCAAAGGUAUUUGGGAAGCCAUCUGGAUGGUGAAAAAGGGCCAAAAGAAAUUCAAAGAUCCAGACUUCCACUGGGGCUGGCAAGACGAGGAGAUGCAGCUUGGUAGGAGAACGGAUGGGGAAGGGAGGGUGAUUUGGGAGGGAGCGAAGACAUUUGUCACCACAUCCACCAGCGGACUCGCAGCUACUCUUACACCCGCAGAAAAGCUGGCAGUAUGGAAGCCUUUAGGCGACUGGAUGAUGAAGCGGCGAGCGGAAGUCAAGGUGGAAGCUGUCUAA
This is a messenger RNA of Capronia coronata CBS 617.96, 1005 nucleotides long. RefSeq lists its product as uncharacterized. The transcript has 2 exons. Gene Ontology annotation, biological process: base-excision repair, AP site formation. NCBI's taxonomy places the organism in Eukaryota, Fungi, Ascomycota, Eurotiomycetes, Chaetothyriales, Herpotrichiellaceae. The record is from RefSeq and is a predicted model, not a curated record. Gene Ontology annotation, molecular function: mismatch base pair DNA N-glycosylase activity. Bases 1 to 1005 code for a protein of 334 amino acids.